Messenger RNA from Megachile rotundata (alfalfa leafcutting bee), 7172 nucleotides. It is a transcript of the gene hlk, whose product is annotated as hulk. NCBI's taxonomy places the organism in Eukaryota, Metazoa, Arthropoda, Insecta, Hymenoptera, Megachilidae. The record is from RefSeq and is a predicted model, not a curated record.
AGUUCCAUACCUGGUGAUCGUACAAUAUAGAUCUGCAUCAAGUUCUACAUCUACUACACAGUGUCCUACAUCUCCAACACAGUGUCCAACAUCCUCAACAAUGCAGUGAUCGCAUAAAUCAUGUAGAAGCGCACCAAGGACAAACCAGCCCGUGUAGUUGAUCCCGGUCGGUCGCCAGGGGGUGGCGCGAGGAAGCUGAAAACGGCCAACGAUGAUGAUGUGGUGGCCGACGCGACGUCGAUGACGCUCCGUGGCGUGGUCGUCGUGGUCACGGCGCUGUUCGAAAAAUCAAAAAUAGCCGGUGUGCCAGUCAGUGCGGCGAUGUCGACGGCGAACGACGUUUCGACGGUACGGUUCGGCCGGUGGUGGUGGUGCUGGCGGAGACGAAGGAGGAGUACCUGCGGACCAACGAUGCCGACAGGAUACGCGAAGACGAUCGUCCUUCUGGGUGUAUUCGCGGUGUUAUGCGCCCUCCUGGGCACCGUGGACGCUGCCUCGAAGACGAAAGGAGACGAGCCCCGAGGCAAGGGCCACAAGGAGUCCGAGCCUGUCAUCGAGGAAGUCAACGCCAAACAGCUCGAACGGAUCCUCAACGAGAAGGACUUUGUUGCCGUGUACUGGUAUGCGAGAAGUUGUAUAACAUGCGACAAAGUAUUGGCCGAACUGGAGAAGAUCGACGACGACACGGAUCAUUUCGGUGUCGACUUCGUGAAGAUCAACGACAAACGACUGGCCAAGCAAUAUGGCAUCAGAACCUUCCCAGCCCUCACGUAUUUCCGUGAGAAAGAACCGAUCAUAUACGAAGGAGACCUGAUGGACGAGGAAAAUGUCCUGGACUUCUUGACGAGUCUAGAAGCGAUGGAUCUUCCGGAUCGUAUCGAAGAAGUGAACUCGAAGAUCCUGGAAAAAAUUGUCGAGGAUACGGAGUUCGUUGCUGUCCUUUUCUGUCCGGACACUCAACGGUGUGCUGGUGCCGGUUCUAACAAGCCUGACUGCAAAAAGUGUCUGAAGGCCCUUCAGGAAUUGGAGAACAUCGACGACGAAGCCGACCAACUAGGUAUCGGCUUCGUGAAAAUCGCGGACGAGGAGCUUGCCGAUGAGUAUAAUCUAGGCCCACUUCCGGUUCUGGUCUACUAUAGGCACCAGAUUCCUAUAAUUUAUGAGCAUGAACUAAACAGAGAAGAGGACGUCCUAGAAUGGCUAGUAGCGAACAAAAGCACAGGAGACGAAGAAGACGUGAUCGAGGACGUCACCGCGAAAACCUUGCAGACCCUCAUCGGAAACAUCGAUAACCUGGUCGUUCUUUUCUACGACCACGGUGACGAGGAUUCGAUGCAGGCGCUGACCGAGCUGGAGAAAAUCGACGACGACUGCGACAGGCACGGAAUACAGUUCGUUAAAAUCGACGACGAGAAGGCGGCCAAGGAUUUCGGAAUCGAUUCUGUGCCUGCGAUCGUUUAUUUCGAAAAGCAAAUACCUAAUGUUUACGAUGGUGACCUUGAAAACGAGGAGGAAAUUCUGGAAUGGCUGCUGUCGCAGUUGGAGAAGGACGAAAUCGAGGACAUCACCGACGAAAUGUUGGAUAAAUUGAUUAAGGAUGGGAAGACCCUUGCCGUGCUGUUUUACGACAACAACGAUCGGAAGUCCCAGAAGAUUCUCAACGAACUGGAGAACAUCGACGACGAGUGCGAUCAAAUGGGAGUGACCUUCGUGAAGAUCGACAACCCGGAGGAAGCGAAGGAGUACGGCAUCGAGAAGUUACCCACCAUGUUGUACUUCGAGAAUGGAAUACCAACGUUGUACGAGGGGAAUCUGGAAGACGAAGACAAGGUUCUGAAGUGGUUGGAAAUGCAACAGAAGAGCGAUCAUAUAGAGGACAUCACCGACGAAGUGCUAGAUAUGAUCAUUGAGAAGAUGCCACAUGUAGCUGUCCUCUUUUACGACAAGGAUCAGAAGAAGAGUCAGAAGGUCCUCGGCGAACUGGAGAACAUCGACGACGACUGUGAUCAGCACAACAUAGCAUUCGUGAAGAUCCAUGACCUUGAUGAGGCGAAGGAGUAUGGCAUCGAGCAAUUACCGACACUGGUACUCUUCGAGAGAAGGAUACCACAUGUUUACGAAGGCGAUCUGAUGAACGAGGAUCAGCUGCUGGGUUGGCUCCUGCAUCAGAAGAAGCACACAGAGAUACCGGAAGUGACAGACGAGAUGAUGGAGAAGCUGAUAGAAACGUCACCAUACUUGGCAGUCCUGUUUUACGACAAGGAUGACAAGCAGGACAUACGCAUCCUGAACGAGUUAGAGAACAUCGAUGACGAGUUGGAGAAGGAAGGUAUCGUCAUCAUACGAAUGGACAACGAUGCAGAGGCGAAGGAGUACGGUAUCGAUCAUCUGCCCACUUUGGUCUAUUUCGAGAACAAGAUUCCGGCUAUAUACGAAGGGGAUCUGUUGAACGAGGACGAGGUUCUUGAAUGGCUCAUCGAACAGAAGAACACUGCCACCAUUGAAGAGGUCACUGAUGAAAUUUUGACCGAUCUUAUCGAGGAGCACGAAUACGUCGUUGCAUUCUUUAGUGGAGAUUGCGACGACGGAGACGAGUGCGACAACGUCCUACAAGAACUCGAGAACAUUGAUGAUGAACUAGACGAGACAGGAAUCAUCUUCGUGACCACAGAGGACACUGCCUUUGCGAAGAAACAAGGAAUCAAGACGUUCCCUACACUGGCCUUCUUCAGGAACAAGGAACCGUUGAUUUUCAAAGGGGACAUCGAGGAUGAGGACGAGGUGCUUUCUUGGAUCACCGAUGAGAACACCCUUGAGAUUCCUGGGAAGAUCGAGGAAGUGAAUGCGAAGAUGUUGGAGAACAUUCUUGAAGAAAAUGACUAUAUUGUUGUGUUCUUCUACAAGGAAGGAGACAAGAAAAGCCAAAAGAUCCUUCAAGAACUCGAAAACAUCGACGACGAAUGCGAAGAGAAAGACAUCGACUUCGUGAAAAUUUCCGACGAAGGAAUCGAGAAAGAAUACGAUCUGCCUGGUUUACCAGCAUUGGCAUUCUACAGACACAAGUUCCGUCAAGUCUACAACGGCGAUAUGAUGCACGAGGAAGCCAUUUUGGAAUGGAUCCUGGAGCUGCGUACUCAAACACCGGACGUUAUCGAGAAUGUAGAUAGGAAGACUCUGCAAGUGCUGAUUAAUGAUGUCGAGCAUCUUGCUGUAUUCUUUUACGACGAUAAAUGCGAAUCGUGCCCGGAAAUCCUGGAAGAACUAGAAACAAUAGACGACGACACCGACAAACACGGUAUACAGUUCGUUAAAUCGAACGACGCGAAAUUGGCCGCUGAAAUCGGUGUAUUUUCAUUUCCGGCGCUCGUAUAUUACGAGACUGGAGUGCCCAUCAUGUAUGACGGUAAUCUACUCGACGAGAGCGAAGUUCUCGAUUGGAUGGUGAAGCAGAAGACGGACGAGAGUAUCGAAGAGAUCGAUCGUGACACCUUGACCAAGUAUAUCGAGACGAAAGAAUUCCUGGCUGUCAUUUUCUACAAGGAGGAGGAUCCGGAGAGUCCUCGAGUGCUCAGGCACGUCGAGCUGAUCGACGACGAGGCUGCUGAGUACGGUAUAAAGAUUGUCAGGAUGAAGGAUCGUUUGAUGGCCAAAAAGUACGGUUUCCGUAAUCCACCUGGUAUCACCUACUUCCGAAAAGGGAAGAACAUCAACUAUGACGGAGAUAUCGAUGAUGAGGAAGAGAUACUCGAUUGGUUGACCAACCCUGAGAACAUGGAGCUGACUGAUCAUAUUGAGCGGAUCAAUAAGAAGAUGUUCCAUAAGAUACGACAGACUACGGAUUACUUGGCUGUGUUCUUCUACAGCAACGACUGCAAACAGUGUGGCAGGGUUCUGGCAGAGAUCGAGCACAUCGACGACGAGGCUGACAAUGCUGGAAUCAAGUUCGUGAAGAUCGACGAUAAACAGCUGGCCAAACACUAUGGUGUCUUCGCUCUGCCCGCCAUUUUGUUCUUCAAGAUGUCCUCUAAAGAACCAGUCAUUUAUGCAGGUGACCUAUACGACGAGGAGCAGAUUCUCCAGUGGUUAAUGACGCAAAAGGAUCCUUCCGGUGAGGUAAUCGAGGAUUUGGAGGGAGAGGAUCUCCUGAAUUUGAUAAGAGAGUCCGACUCAUUGGCGGUGUACUUCUGGAACAGAACGCUUUGUGACUUGUGUCAGGCAAAAUAUCAACGCAAGCAGACUCGCCACAGGGAACGCAGGAUCCUCGUCGAACACGAAGCAACCGAAGAACUCGAUGAUUCCGUCGACUGUGAACAAUGCAUGGGGAUUUUGGAGGAACUCGAGAACAUUGAUGAUGACUGCGAUAGACAUGGUAUCACUUUUGUUAAAACACAGGAUUACAAGGUUGCAGAGGAUUAUGGGGUUACGGAAUUCCCUGUGCUGGUGUAUUUUGAGAAUCAAAUACCCAACGUGUUCGAAGGUGACUUGGCGGUAGAGGAAGAGGUUCUGCAAUGGCUGAUCACCCAGAAGACGGAGGAUCGAAUCGAAUUGAUCACUAGAAUGAUGUUGGAAACAUCCGUCGAGGAAACUCAAUACCUUGCAGUUUACUUUUAUAAGCAAAACUGUCACAUAUGCGACGAGAUAUUGGAAGGAUUAGAAAGGAUCGACGACGAGUGCGACGUGUUUGGCAUCCACCUGGUAAAAAUCCAAGAUCCUCAGCUAGCCAAACGGUACUCGAUCAAAACGUACCCUGCGCUGGUUUAUUUUAGAAACGGCAAUCCUCUUUUGUUCGAAGGUGACCUACAAAAUGAAGAAUCGGUGCUCGAGUGGUUAAUCGACGAUGACAAUCGAGAGCUCGCCGAUGAAAUCGAAUCUGUUAACGACAGGAUGCUGGAGAGACUUCUUGACGAAUCUCCAUUCCUCGCUGUCUUCUUUUAUGACGAAGACUGUCCCGAGUGCGACGAGAUCAUGGAGGCCCUAGAAAAAAUCGACGGCGAAGCCGACUUAUUCGGUAUCGACUUCGUGAAGAUCUUCAGUCCAGAGGUCGCAGAAAAAUACGGAAUCCUAAACGUUCCUUCGCUCGUUUAUUUCCGUAAAAAGACCCCGCUGAUCUACGACGGCGACCUAACUCAAGAGGACAAGAUUCUCCAAUGGCUAACUUCUCAAGAUGUCUUCGAGAUCAAGAACGAAAUCGAGGAAGUGAACAAAAAGAUGUUGGACAAGUUGCUGGACGAAAACGAGUUCCUUGCUGUCUUCUUCUAUGAACACGACAGCAAAGAGAGCGAAGAAGUGAACGAGAAGUUGGAGAACAUCGACGGAGAAACGGACAAUCUGGACAUCACGUUCGUCAAGAUGGCGGACCCGAGAUACGCCAGGAAAUGGGGAGUCACCAAACUUCCCGCCAUUGUUUAUUUCCGCAAGAGAUUCCCCAGUAUUUAUCGAGGUGAUCUACACAAAGAACAGGACGUUCUGGAGUGGCUGCGCAAGAACAGGUACCGUCAGCCGGAACUGAACAUCUACAUGUACAUGCUGAUCGCCAUAACCGUCCUGUUCGCCAUGUACACCGGUUUCCUGUUGUCGUGUUUCCGUUCGGAGCCAGCCGCACCCGCGCCGCAUCCGAAGCAAGCGUGAAAACUCGUGUGAAAGAGAGCCGGGAAAUGCAAGAUGAAAUAGAGAAGAUGAGAGAGCGAAAGAGUAAACGGACUGUUGUUGAGUGAAUGUACGUUGUUGUUGUUGCUCCGACUCGCUUUAUGUAAGAUUAACGAGGGUCGUUCGUCAGGAACGAUUGCGACCCGAAUCGAGGGCUCGACGAGGACAACGACGAAACCGGUCGAUCGACCGUUUCUCUUAGCCAACGAACAAGGAUUUUUUGCGUCGAGAAUACUGAUUUGAUAUCGUCCGUGAAUUCCGUGAGCGCGCGCUAUGUUUUGCUAACGUGGACCAAAUCCGUCGAGUUUCUUUUUUUUUUUUUUCUUCUAGAAAGCUUUAGACCUCUGUCAAGAUGGCGCGAACGACUUAAGGGGUUGCGAGACACAAAUGAUAUUGCUCCAAGUAUUCCAGACGAAUUGUUAGUGUUCAUAAGUAUGUGUAAAAUAUAUUGCUACACGUUUGCUGUACUGUCACGUUUAUGGAAAUUAUGUAUCGUGGCACUUUCUUUCUUUUUUUCGUUUAAUUGUGUCGCUUUGUAACGAUAGGGUGUAUUGUAUAUUCCGACCAUUUUUCUAUUGAGCUGAUUAUUUGCGAACACGUGGAAUUUCUUGCGUUUUUAGGGUGAAAAUUGAUAUACGUUAUUAUUUGCUAUUUAUGGAUUGUUGCUAGACGACGAUUGUCGAUAAUUAAUCACGAUAUCUGUUACGACGUUUCACUGGCGUAACUACUUUUGACAGCGGUCUUAUUUUAGCCAUGGAAUCACCGUUGGUCCACGCGCAUUACGUUCAUCACGAGGGUGAUUGUCGUUUUAUUCGGAGACUUUAACUGAAAUACAAAAUACAAAAUUAUACAUAUUUUUAUAACAAUAUCCUUCGUAACAACUAGCGUCAAAAGUAUAGACUUUCUACUUGUACUUCAUAGAUGUCUGAUAAAAAAUAUUCUAAAAUAAAUUUUCCUAAAUUGAGUUUACGUAUUUUUAGAGCUUUUAUUUUAAUUCUUGCGAAGAUAUUUUGUACUUCGAUUUGAGUCUCUGAUGUAAUUAGCGAUCUGCGUGUCUUUUCGGGCGAAAAUAAUCACGACGAUUCAAUCGUCACCGACUUCCGCUGAACAAACGAGAAGGUGUAUACGAAACGAUUAAUAUACUUGCCUAUUGAUAUUGUCAGAAAGGCUUAACGAUGUCAACGUAAUCAGGAGGAAUAAAGAACGAACUAUUGGACCAAUUCCAAACCGUUAAAAUGCCACUUCCAUCUGCCAAUAAUUAUAAUAAAUAAUGUAUAAUAGUGUGAACGAUGCGUUAUAAAGAAAAAGUAAAUACGACGAUUUUUCUUUUAUUUAAUGUUUCAAUUUUUUUUUUGUUCUUCGUUUGAUUCUGUUCGCAGAAUUAUACGUAAAGUUAUUAUUAAUAUACGCGCAUACGUAAUUUAGCUCUUUUGGAUACUUGAGUUUAGGAACUUCGUUGGUAUUUCGCAUAUGUAUUCGACAAAUGAAUUGAAUUUUCGAAAUACAACUGAGAUUAUUUUAACGUG